AUGGGCGGGCCUGGGCCAGCUCGGACUCAGCCGUGCCCCCUGGACUCUCAGCUCCAUCAACACCGGGGAAAAGGUCCUCCGUACAAAAAGUCUGCCGGGGUCACGGACCGCAGAGAGGAUGAGCCUCGUCCAACUGGGGAUGGACGAAGCCUCCAGAAAGUCCCUUUCCUGAGCGAGACACCUCCGUGUGACGCCCAGGUUCAGGACGCUCUGGAGAGCAGCGUCCACCCAGCUGUAGCGGAGUCCAUCGUCCGCCAGUCCAUGGCCCACCAAUGCCGUCCCUCUGUCCCUGGGAAAGCUGAGCCGACUUCUUCUUUUUCCUCUCCGGGGGACAAUCGAUCUCCAGGCCAACGGAAAUUGUUGCAGACAGAGUAUUUUGAGCUUCCUCGGCCAGGGAACAUCUUAUUGGAAAAGUUCCUGUGUAAGACGAGCGGAGAGGAGAAUUUAAAGAAGGGCCAACGAUGGGACCAGGGAACCAAAGCUUUCUCUGUGGCGUCAGCCACAGCUUUGGUCGCGAGGUCAGUCACAGACAAGUCUUCCCCAGCCGGGGGAGACUUCUCUACAACCGCUCCCUCGCCCUCAUGUUCCGCCGUCUCUGAACAAACUUCCCCGGCCGGGUCAGUUUUCGUCGUCGACACAGCUCUGAGCUGUGUGAGCGGCGCCGCAGGUUUGAUCCGUGUGUUUGGAUACGAGGGGAGCGAUGUGACGGUUUCCUGUCCGUACGAUCCAGGAUAUGAGAGAUACCAGAAGUACCUGUGUAAGAACAGCUGUGGCUACAGUGAUUUUCUCAUCAAGACCUCACAAGAAAAUGAAACCAAAUACUCCGUUUACGACGACAAAAGAGCAAGAGUCGUCGCAGUGACCAUCUCUGGUCUUCGUUUGGAGGACGCGGGAAUAUUGAAAAAAGAAGAACAAAAUGCAAGAGGAGAAAAAAACCUCGAGGUUCUGCCACCUAGCAUCACGACAGAAGUGCAUCAGCAUCAGAGCAGCAUUACUACCACACCACCAGCAUCAGAGGAACAGGAUAAAGUGGAUUAUCAUCAGAGCACCACAAUGAAAACCACAACACCACUGGUUUCUGAGGAACUGACUGAAGCACCUGUAAGCAGCGCUGCAGGUUCGAUCCAGGUGUUUGGAUAUGAGGGCGGAGACGUGAACCUCUCCUGCCCCUACGAUCGGGGAUUCGAGGGUCGUCAGAAAUACCUGUGCAACAACAACUGUCGUUACGCCGAUGUUCUUAUAACAACGUCACAAGGAAGCAGUGGAAAAUACUCCAUUCACGACGAUAAAACAACCCGAGUUUUCACAGUGACCAUAUCUGCCCUUCGACUUCAUGACGCUGGGAAAUACUGGUGUGGCGUGACAAGGAUAGGAAAAGAUAUAAGCAUUGAAAGAAAGCUGGAAGUAAAAGCAGACAGAUGUUGUGACACGGUGAAUAAAAUCCAAAGUACUGAGGAAGGUUCAGUGACCAUCAGCUGUUCGUACGACUCUCAGUCUGUCGACAAGCUGAAGUUCUUCUGCAGAGGAAACCGGUCCUCCACAUGUCGACAGCAGGCAGUGAUCACCUCUAGCAACACACAAAAUGGACGAUUCAGACUCUCUGAUGACAGGAAGUCAAGAAUAUUCACAGUGACCAUUUCUAGUCUGACCCUGAAGGAUUCUGGGUCGUAUCUUUGUGGAGUCCAGAGAAUCUCAGGAUUUGAUGUUUUCUAUACUGUUGAACUAGAGGUCAAAGCAGAGUCGUGCUGUGCAAAGUCACAGAACAUGAGUGGUGUGAUGGAGCAUAGUGUGACCUUCCUGUGCCCUUAUGCACCCCAGCAUCCCAAUGACACAAUGUUUCUCUGCAAGGGAGACAGAGCCAGCAACUGCACAAACAUGAUGGAUCAAAGUCGGUUCAUUCUGAUCAAUGUUUCCUCCAGCUCUUUCUCUGUCACAGUCACGAAGCUGGAAGCAGGAGAUGCUGGAACGUACUGGUGUGGCUCCGGCCCAGAGGCGAAUGUUGGAAACUCCACCCGCUUUCAUCUUUCUGUAGGUGAGAGAGGCAUCUACAGAAACCACCUCACUGAAAACAACCUCAGUUUUGUACAUCAGGUGUAA
This is a messenger RNA of Poeciliopsis prolifica (blackstripe livebearer), 2097 nucleotides long. RefSeq lists its product as uncharacterized. The transcript is spliced from 9 exons. The coding region runs from base 1 to 2097 and encodes 698 amino acids. NCBI's taxonomy places the organism in Eukaryota, Metazoa, Chordata, Actinopteri, Cyprinodontiformes, Poeciliidae. The record is from RefSeq and is a predicted model, not a curated record.